This is a messenger RNA of Plasmodium knowlesi strain H, 3462 nucleotides long. Its product is annotated as nucleic acid binding protein, putative. NCBI's taxonomy places the organism in Eukaryota, Apicomplexa, Aconoidasida, Haemosporida, Plasmodiidae. The record is from RefSeq and is a predicted model, not a curated record. The coding region runs from base 1 to 3462 and encodes 1153 amino acids. The transcript has 3 exons.
AUGUUUUACUUGUACAAUAAAUUCACGUCCGCAUCGAAGAGAAAUCAUGAAGAAAAAAAGGACAACAUCACACAUGUCGGGAGAAAUGUAACUGUUCCAGGUGAUGAGAAUGCCACCAAAAGGGGAAGCAACGGAAGGGACAACAAGGAAGAGGAGGAUUUGUUUUGGGCCCUUGAGGAAAAGGAACCAAGUAGGGAAGGUAUAAUGGAAAAUGAAAGGCAUGAGAACGGAGUGGAAAAAGAAGGGCACAUUUUCUCAGCCAGUGAGAAAAUGAGUUCAAGAUGUUUUACUUCGGGGAUUAGUAAACGGGUAGGGGAUACUUGGUGGGAUGAAAACCCCACUUGGACAGAGGUGGUUCCCCUGGAGGGGAAAGUUACCACACACUUGAAUCAGCCAAAUGAGCAUCACGAAAAUGGCUCCAAAAUUUAUCAGACAAAUGAGAAGAAUAUUCAACAGGGAAAUCCCCCGUUUGAAGAAUUUGAUGAAAACAGCGACGAUUUUUUUAAAAUUGACCAAGAAAAUUUUUCCUCCUUCACGUUUGCAGCUAGCUGUGCUAAUGAAUGCAAGAUAGAAAAGGAACACUUGGAAAACUCAAACGAUGAAACGAAAAUAAAAGAGCACUCGAAUGAACAAGGCAAGGAAGACCAUUUAGAAAAUGGUUGCCUAUUUGAUAAUAUCUCCGAUGAUAGUGUGAAGAUAAAUCUAUCCUUACAUCCCAGGACUCAAAUUACAGGUGGCCAUUUUGACCAAGCAGUCAUGGAGGGAUAUCCACAUACACAGGAAAUGGUUCCGUUUGUGGAAUCUAUAUCCCAUAAAAAUUUGACAACAUAUUCUAAUAAGGGGGAAGAGUGUGAAGAGGAAUGCCCAUUGGGGACAAUUGCAGAUAUCGGUGUGUCAUGUGAGAGGGGAUCCAGGGGAGAGAGCCGCCACUCGAUGAGUUGUAGCAGAGGGGUUGACGAAGAUGCCAUGGGAAAAGGGGAAAAAGAGAGCAUCGAAAAUGAAGCAGAAGGGGAUAACCCAAAUGGGCCAGAAGAGGAUAACACAGAUGAAGCCAAAAAAGAUAGCAAAGAUGAAGCCAAAAAAGAUAGCAAAGAUGAAGCCAUAAAGGAUAACACAGAAGAGCUUCCUAUGUUAGACCCCGUAAUGCCUGAUGACGAAGAAUCUCCGUGGAAUUUUUUCCAAGGAGUUCACUUCCCCCAGGAGUGGCAAAAUGCUGCCCAUGAAAGUGCACGCAGUGGUAACUGUAGUGAUGCUCCAAAUGGAGAGAGCAACUACUGGCCUACGGAUAUACACAGUUACCCCCCAAAUAAGGAAGACAAAUUUAACUUCAAUUUUAGUUCAUAUGAAUCCCCCAGGCUAGGUAAUAUCAAUGGGAAAGAAGAGGAAGAUAGGGACACCUGCUUGGAUAAUAAAAAGUUAGAAAAGUUAAGUGAAGAAUUGGAAACACAAAAUGGGAACUGUCCAAUUGAGAAUGCUUCUCUCAUAAAUAGCGAAAAGGAGGAGAUUCUACAAAGGGUGGAAAGUGAAAAUGGUAAAGAAGAUCGAAGGAAAAAACUGUGUUAUGAGGAACAAACUUGUGAAAUAGGACAAAGUGGUGUAACCGAAAAAUGGGACCAAGAAGAAUUCAUGCAGAUAAAUACCUUCGAAAGCAGAAACAUAGAAAUGGAUAAUGCCAAAAAAUCAUUUGAUGUUUUUUUCUGUCAUGAGGAUGAACAAUAUGAAGUUGCUUCCAUUUCGGAGAAAAAUAAAAAGGAAACAUUUUUUUUUGAAAAUAAGGAAAAUGUCAAAAGAGUGAACUUAGAAAAGAGCAACGAUGGGGAAGAUGUAUCUGUGGGUGAAGAAGUUCUUCUUGCGGAGGAGCCUAUGAGGAGCUUUGAGGAUGAUUUUUCGCUUUUCCAAAAUGAGGAAUCGAUAAGAGUAGUGAAAGUGGAAAAUGAGGGUGAUGCAUACCUCCUUGAAAAUAAACAAACGAUAGAUGUUGUCAUGGAUUCAGUAAAUACGAUAGACAUGAUGGACCUGUUAGACAUGGUGGAAGGCGACGGAGAGGCGAACGCAAAGGAGAGGAGUUUCUUCGAUAGAAAAGAAACCUACCAAACAGAAAAAGCCGCGGAAGAAAGCAAGGGGGAAACGACGCAUGAUGUUUAUUCAUUCGAAACGGUAGAUAUAAAAAAUAUAAAUGCCAACGGAUCGGUCCAAUGCAGUACAUAUAUGGGGUUGGAGGAGUUAACUGGGAGGAACAAGGAGAAGGAAAUUUUGUAUGAAACGGGAGAAGACACAGAAGGAAUUGCAGUGCAAAAUAUGGAACAAACGGACGAAAAGAAAGGUGGUAAAGGGGAACAAGUUAACAUGGAAGAAAUGAAUGAAUCCAAGGGAGACAGCCAUUUUAGUGGUAAAGAAAUGGAUGAAAUAAAGACAGUCGAAUUGAUUGGCCAAAAUGAGAAAACGUUUUAUCCUCACCAAGGGGAAGAAGAAUCAGGUAAUGAUCACAAAGUAGAUGAGCAUAGCGAAUUUUUAGAAGAUGAGCCAGAUGAUGAUGAAAAGCAUAUGUUAGGAGAAAAUUUCAUAAAUAACGGUGAAGAAUUAAAUUCCAUACUUUUUCCAAAUAUUUCAAAUGAGCAAUUUGCGCAGGAAAAAGAUAGUGAGAAGGAAAAUAAAUUAGAGAGUUUAUUAAGUGUACCCACAAAUAUGAUGCAAAAAAAAAUUCUUUCUGAUGAACAUGAGGGACAGAUUCUCCUCAUCCCCAGUGGACACACUAACUCCAUUAGUUCCAAUGAUAUGGAGGAAGAGAACAAAUGGGAGCAGAAUAUCCAAGGAGAGUUCGUCGAAAUGAUUAAGGAACCUCAAAAUUGUUAUCAAAUAUGGAAUGAAAUUUACGAAAAGGACGCAGCUCAAAAGGUGAAUUCUCAUGUAAAGAUGAUCAAGCAGAAUGAACCGGAGGCUAGGACAGGGUUAACAAAUGAGGAAAUUUUCGAACCAGAUAAUUUGAAUGAUGAAAGGGAAAAAAAAAAAAAAAAAAAAAAAAUUAAAAAAUGCCGCAUGAUGCGCGGAAAACCGUUUGAAUACGCUUCAGGAAGUUUGAAAUAUUUGAAGGCAUUAAAGGAGCUACCACCACUGGAAUUUUUAAAGUGCAAAGAUUUGAGACCAUUUAUGCGUCUUUUUAACAUAGUUCUGAAGACAGUGCGUAUGUUUCAUUUCAAUGAGGAUUACUUGUACGUAUUGGCAGGAGAUGAAACAGGGUGCAUUUAUGUGAAGUUGGAAGUGAAGCAUGAUAAGUUCUGCCAGGAGGAGGAAACCCUCAUGCUUGCGAAUUGUUGUGUAUCUGUUGAAGGCGGUCAUGCCUUUUUAGAAAUUAAUGAGUACAGUGAUAUUUUCUCAUUGAAGUAUAACCCCAUAGGGACUGUAAACAGGAGCAUAAAUUUUUCUGACUGUAAAUUUGUUCCCUUAUAUGCGGGCAAAAUUUAA